GCUUCGCGUGUUUUCAUUUUUCGACGACGGUCGACGAUCAGUCUCUCCAAAAGACAAGAAACAACAGGUUCAGGAAGCGAAAGACGAAGAAGGCCAUUCCGACCAAGCGUCGUCAUUGUGAACGCUUUUCAUUUUUUUAAUUUCUCCAUUGUGUUUUUUCCAAGCCUAUUACUUUUAUUGUGUUUUAAAAUAUAUUAUUUUAGCUGCUUGCUUAGAAUUUAUUCAUUGAAAUUUACCGGAAAAAAACUAAGAAGGACAAGCGUCAGAAGCUGUCUGGUCGUUCAUCAUCGAAUAGUAUUGAUCAAUUAUUUUUCCCAAAAUCUGGUGCUGGUAGUACUUAUCUGUCUGGAUAAGAACUGAUUAAAGAUGUCCAACGACUCAUAUGAUGACAUUGAAGAGGAAUUGAGCAGCUGGGGUUAUUCAAGAUCCUUUUCUGAUUACGAGCGGUCACUUGUUGAUGUUGAAGAAUCACCAGGAAUGCUAAAAAUAAGUAUGCCACGUGGUCGUGGCAUUACCGAUGACAACUACAUAAAUAAUGUAAAACUGGCCUCUGAAAUUAAUGGAAUCAAAGAUUAUGUUAUUCCUUUGGGUCAUCUGCCAACUACCAGAGAAGUGUUAAAUGAGGAAAACGUGAAUGAAAUCACGCCUCUUUUAAGACAGCUGGGAAUCAGCGGUCACGAUGGAGCUAUUAGCAGUAAGAAUACGAGAGCCAUUUCAACAAUCAAGAAAGAUAUUCGUGUAGAGGGCAAUUUGCCAAUAAUUUUGAACAGCGAUUUGUUUGCGAUGAUCAAUGAAGACGAUGUCAAAGGCAGUUCUGAAUCGGACGAAGAACCAUAUGACCCUGAACGUCCACUGCAUGAACAAUUCUCCACAAUCAAAGAAUUCGUGAUCAAUCAUGAAAAAAUGCCAUCGAAGGACAGUUCCUGCUCAAGCGCAUCGCAUAAUACUCGUUCUUCCAUUUCGAUCACUUUAUCAUCGUACUCAACGCCAGCCAUCGACGGAAGCUCUUCCUGUUCAAGCAACCUAUCAACGACAACCUUCAGCGUCAGCGAGCAAGAUUCGAAUGACGAAAUUUUCGAACCACUAAUAAAAUUAAAGGAACAACUCUACACGCCACGACAGUUGUACGAGUACAAGCGAAAAAUAUCUCUCCAAAAAGGUAAGGAAAGUAGACUUCAAAUAUUUUGAUUAGUAGGUGAUGGAAGUUCGGUAGUGGUAGGCACAGACAGUGAUUCCAGCGUGACAUGUACAAAGUCAUCUAUCAAAACGCAUAUAGAAAAAAUGUAUUCGUGGUACAGGAAUCACAGUAGAGUCAGGUGUCAGUCCAAACUACGCAUAAGUAGGUAUUCAACAAGCCUGGUGUGAGAAAAGCAAGCAGAAUCAGAGCAGUACAUUAGGUUGUUCCUAGUGAACAAAAAAUAUGUAAAGGUAGCGACAUUACGCCACUUGUAUUUAUGUGUACAUGUUAUGUACAUUUAGAAAAACUUAUUUUAAUGGGCGAAAUGUAUCAAAGCCAAUAUAAAACAGAAUUAUUUUAUUUAAAACAAAUGAUUAGGUAGUUCAAUAGAUUAACAAAACAUGUUGAAUUAAAAGAUUUUUGAGAUA
Molecule: messenger RNA, 1605 nt
Organism: Armigeres subalbatus
Lineage: Eukaryota; Metazoa; Arthropoda; Insecta; Diptera; Culicidae
Exons: 3
Coding region: 367-1188 (273 amino acids)
Source: RefSeq, a predicted model, not a curated record